UGGAAGGUAUAUAUGUUCCGCGAUUAAUUGCGUACGUAAUCGUUAAAAGUGUAUAACGAGUGCGAAUUUUUGUCGGGAGUGUUGAUUAAUGUAACGGGAAAGUGCUGGAAUGUAUUACUUUUAUCGUAUGUAUUCAAUUAACAGAGUUUCGUCAUACUGUAAAUUGUGCCGGUUCCGGAAAUCGAAACGCUACGAGAGCGCGCGGUGCACUUGUCAUUAGAUCUAACGCGCGUCAGUAUUAUUAAAUGUGUAUUCUACGUAUAGUGCGUGUUAAUUUUGGUCGGGAGUGUCGUUUAAAGUAACGGGCGAGUACCGAAAUAUAUUAUUUAUCAUAUAUGUUCACGAAAGUUUAUUAUUUUGUUCAAUAGUGCAUGUACAAAAGUGUGACUGUGUUUAGUAUUCAUCAGCAUUAUCAUUUUUUCAAUGAAACUGAUGUGAAGCAACCGAAGGCGGAAUCUGCAGCAAAUUCCAAUAUCCUAGCUGAUACAGCUGAGGGCAUAUUUGGCUAGGGUACAACAAGUAGGCGAUUCGACGAAUCAUCCAACGUGCGAGGAGUCUUCCAGUGGAAUUAGCUCCAAUAAUAACUCAGCUCGUCGACCAAUUCUAAAGACUCUGAACAUGUCACCGUUUAGAAAGUCGAUGAAUACAGUCUCUGCGGAAAAACGUCAGCUGGAAGUUCAAUACAGCUCGAAAAAGACCCGAUACGCGAAUCUAAAGAAGGCGCUCGCCGAUAAGCAAAAAAUCGCACAAGAGCUGUGUGACGAAAUGUCAAGUCUGCGGGAGAAGAUAAUCGCGGUCGGCGGCAAGGAUCCCGGCAAGAUCGAGGAGCUGAAAACAGCUCAAGUGGAAUGUCCCAAACAAAGCCCGGCGGAAUCGAUCAAGACGAGUUUGCAACACGAUUGCCCCGACGAGCAACGUAAACGGAUCUGCAUGGACGAGUCGGCGGUAAUCGGCGUGUCGCUGCUGCAGAAUCAGCUGCAGGAUCUCUGCGAUCGCUCUCAGGACCUCUCUCAGCGUGUCCUGGACAAGAGCUCGUCGUUUGCGUCCCUCGUCAAGUCCUGGCUGACAGAAUUUAACCAGCAGAACGAGAAUAUCUUGAUUCCGAUGGACUUCACGAAGGCGGAGGCGCAGCUGGCGACUUUCGGACAAAACAACGAGGAGCUGAGAACGCAGCUGGAUGAGCUGAGGACGGCGCAAAAGGACUUUGUCGCCGAAUUCACGAAGAGAUCCUCGAGUCUGCGCGACGAAUAUGACAAUUAUCACGAGCGCGUAAAGGAGGAACAGCCGAAUGUCGAUCGUAAGGACCUGCAGGAGCAGUUGAGCGUGGCUCUGGGGGAACUUAAGAUGGAGCGUAACAAGGCGAAUCAGUGGAAGGAAGGGACGAGAAUACUGGAGCGGCAGAUGCAAAAGGCGCAGAUGAAGAUUCGAGACAUGGAGUUAUUCGCGACUAACGCCGAGGCGUCGUCGCUACAAUUGCAGAACUCCGUGAAGUCCUUGCAAGCUCAGCUCAAGCAAAAAGAUCAGAUGAUGGAGCAGAGAAUGAAGGAUAUGCACAAGGCGAUGAAGAGCAGCGAGGGACUCUUGGCGAAGAUAGAAAAGCAGCGCGACAGCUUCGAGUCACGGAUAGUGGAUCUUAAAGAAAAGAUGGCUCGUAAAGAAGCCGAAGCAAAUGCUACUAUUAAAAAGCUAUCGGAAAAGUUUGAAACGAUCAACGUGGAGAUAAACGAAGAGAGAGAGAAAAGACAACAAGUCGAAAGCGCUUUCACCGAGAUGGAAGAACGCUGCAAACACCUGGAAGAAAAAAGUCAGCUACUCUGCGAUCUCGCGAACGAGAAGAGUAAUAAUCUAGCUGUGACAGACGACAAUCAUACGGAGAACGAGAUUUGCCUGUAUAACGAUUUGAAAGCGACCCGAGCCGAGCUGGAAAAGCACAAGCAGAAGAUCGAACAACUCGAGCAGGAGAAACAAGAGAUUGUCGCUGUGAUGCAUCAGGCGGCUAGUCGCGAUAACGAAGACGAGACCAAGGAUAAGCUGGCGGCCGAACUCGUAGCUAAGACUAAUAAUCUCCAGAACCUGAUGUUGGAGCACGCCCAACUCCAGAAGGUUGCUAGAUUCACGCAAGAGAAAAAUGAAAUGCUAGAGAAUCGGUUGUCCGAAAUUCAGCGUCACCUUCACGCGAAGUCGAAAGAAAAUAGCAAGACAGCUCCCGACACGAUCGAGCUUCAACAGCAAAUCAGCGAUCUGCGGAACAGCCUGGCCGAAACGAUGCAACAAAACCAGUCACUGGAAACCACGUUGACCCAGAAGCAAUUAGAACUAGAGCAGCGCGACCGGGUGAUGCGGGAACAGAGCAAGUUCCUUAAAGCUAGAGACGAGCUGCUGAACCUUUUCAAGGGAAAACAGCAGGCGAACGCGGAUAAUUCCGCAAACUACGAAGAUAUUGACGAAAUCAAUAAGCAGAUCGUGGCGAAGACAGAAGCAAUCCAGGAACUAUACACCACACUGGAAAACAAGCAAAUGCAGGUGAUGCGUUUGGAGAAAUUGGUGAAAAUGCUGGAAGAUCAGCAGGAUCGGGCACAGGCGCAACGCACGCGGCUCGAGCAUCGCAUCGCUCAGCUCGAGGUGAGCUUGCGAGAGAAGAACAAGAGCGACAGCAAUCGGAGUAGAACCUUCGGCAUCCUGUAAGAAACUCUGUAAUUGUCGGCACAGCCCAUAUAAGUAUCGAUUUGGAACGUACAAUGGAUUUAAUAUAAAUUAUUUGCAUAUACCUUUGCUUUAAAAACAUAUUUAAAAUUAAAUAUAAAGUUUCGAG
Linepithema humile (Argentine ant) is the source of this 2812-nucleotide messenger RNA. Lineage: Eukaryota; Metazoa; Arthropoda; Insecta; Hymenoptera; Formicidae. The record is from RefSeq and is a predicted model, not a curated record.